This is a messenger RNA of Piliocolobus tephrosceles (Ugandan red Colobus), 5704 nucleotides long. RefSeq names its product SOS Ras/Rho guanine nucleotide exchange factor 2 (gene SOS2). Gene Ontology annotation, cellular component: plasma membrane. The transcript has 22 exons. Gene Ontology annotation, biological process: Ras protein signal transduction. Bases 653 to 4486 code for a protein of 1277 amino acids. Gene Ontology annotation, molecular function: protein heterodimerization activity; guanyl-nucleotide exchange factor activity. The record is from RefSeq and is a predicted model, not a curated record. Lineage: Eukaryota; Metazoa; Chordata; Mammalia; Primates; Cercopithecidae.
GGCCGAGGGGGCGGGCCGAGCCUCGGCUGCUGGGACCCGGGGCUCGGCGGCGACACCGAGGCACUCUGUGCGGCUGCUAAAGGGGCAGCAGCGGCGGCCGGCGCUGUGCGCGCCAUAGUGAGGCUCGCUCGCCCGACGCGCACUCCGGGUCGGUCCCCAGAGCUUUGUAGAGGUGACUCGAGUGGGCCGGGCCGGGCGGCGCUGUCGGCUGAGAGGGCAGGGAGGAGGCGAUGAGGAGACAACCAGCCGCCGCCGCUGCUCACCGCCCGCCGCGGCCGUAGCGGGAGUCGGGGCGGGGCUGGGCCAGCUGUACCCCCGCCGGGCCGCGAACCCAGACAAAGGAGGAGGAGCCGCCCCAGAAGCGGGCCAGCGCCGCCGGGAAAGGAGGUCGCCGCCGGGGGUCGCCCGGACUCGCGGGUCGCCGCGCUUCCUCUGCGGGCACUGCAGGAGGCGAGGGCCGCCCCGGCGGAGGAAGUCGACCCCGGGGUCUCCGCCUGCCCGCCGGCGCCGCCUCCCAGCCGCCUCGGCCGUAGCCUCGGUCCGGGCGGGAGGCGGCGGCCGCCGGCGAGGCGAGGCGGCCCGCGCCCUGCCUGUCAGGCCACCGGCCCGGCCCGCGGACUGCCCCCGAUGCGGAGGCGCUGUCGCCGGGGCCAUGCAGCAGGCGCCGCAGCCUUACGAGUUCUUCAGUGAGGAGAACAGUCCGAAAUGGCGGGGACUGUUGGUCUCGGCCCUGCGGAAGGUUCAGGAACAAGUGCAUCCCACUCUCUCAGCUAAUGAAGAGUCUCUCUAUUAUAUUGAAGAGCUGAUUUUUCAGCUGCUUAAUAAAUUAUGCAUGGCCCAGCCAAGGACUGUUCAAGAUGUAGAGGAGCGAGUUCAGAAGACCUUUCCUCACCCAAUUGAUAAAUGGGCCAUUGCUGAUGCACAAUCUGCUAUAGAAAAACGAAAACGAAGAAAUCCUCUUUUACUGCCUGUGGACAAAAUCCAUCCUUCGUUGAAGGUUUUGAUGGACAUGUUUGAUCAGGAUGAUAUAGGUUUGGUUUCUCUCUGUGAAGAUGAACCUAGUUCUUCCGGUGAAUUAAACUACUAUGAUCUUGUCAGAACUGAAAUCGCAGAAGAAAGACAGUAUCUACGGGAAUUAAAUAUGAUCAUAAAAGUGUUUCGAGAAGCCUUUCUUUCUGAUAGAAAGCUGUUUAAACCUUCUGAUAUUGAAAAGAUUUUUAGUAACAUUUCAGAUAUACAUGAAUUGACUGUGAAACUUUUAGGUUUGAUUGAAGACACAGUUGAAAUGACUGAUGAAAGCAGUCCUCAUCCCUUAGCUGGCAGCUGUUUUGAAGAUUUGGCAGAAGAGCAAGCGUUUGAUCCUUAUGAAACAUUAUCACAGGACAUUCUUUCACCAGAGUUUAAUGAACAUUUCAAUAAAUUGAUGGCCAGACCUGCAGUUGCUCUACACUUUCAGUCCAUUGCUGAUGGCUUUAAAGAGGCAGUUCGUUAUGUCCUUCCACGUCUUAUGCUGGUGCCAGUGUAUCACUGUUGGCACUAUUUUGAGUUACUAAAGCAAUUGAAAGCAUGUAGUGAAGAACAAGAAGACAGAGAAUGUUUGAACCAAGCUAUUACUGCUCUCAUGAAUCUCCAAGGUAGCAUGGACCGAAUUUACAAGCAGCAUUCACCUAGACGCCGACCUGGAGAUCCUGUUUGCCCUUUUUAUAGUCACCAAUUAAGAAGCAAACACCUGGCUAUCAAAAAAAUGAAUGAGAUUCAGAAAAAUAUCGAUGGAUGGGAAGGCAAAGAUAUUGGACAGUGUUGUAAUGAAUUCAUUAUGGAGGGACCAUUGACAAGAAUCGGUGCCAAACAUGAACGGCAUAUUUUUCUGUUUGAUGGCUUAAUGAUCAGUUGUAAACCUAAUCAUGGCCAGACUCGGCUUCCAGGUUACAGUAGUGCAGAAUACAGGUUAAAAGAAAAAUUUGUCAUGAGGAAAAUACAAAUUUGUGAUAAAGAAGAUACUUGUGAGUGCAAGCAUGCUUUUGAAUUAGUAUCCAAAGAUGAGAACAGCGUAGUAUUUGCUGCUAAGUCUGCUGAAGAAAAAAACAACUGGAUGGCAGCCCUUAUUUCUCUUCAUUAUCGUAGUACUUUAGAUCGAAUGUUAGAUUCAGUAUUACUGAAAGAAGAAAAUGAGCAACCACUGAGAUUACCAAGUCCUGAAGUAUAUCGUUUUGUAGUAAAAGACUCUGAGGAAAAUAUUGUUUUUGAAGACAACUUGCAAAGUAGAAGUGGCAUCCCCAUUAUUAAAGGAGGAACUGUAGUGAAGUUAAUUGAAAGGUUAACAUAUCAUAUGUAUGCAGAUCCCAAUUUUGUUCGUACUUUUCUUACCACAUAUCGUUCAUUUUGUAAACCACAGGAAUUGCUGAGCUUACUGAUUGAACGGUUUGAAAUCCCAGAGCCAGAACCUACUGACGCAGACAAAUUGGCAAUAGAGAAAGGCGAGCAGCCAAUCAGUGCAGACCUUAAAAGAUUUCGCAAGGAAUACGUCCAACCAGUACAACUUAGGAUCUUAAAUGUAUUUCGGCAUUGGGUUGAACAUCAUUUUUAUGACUUUGAAAGAGAUUUGGAGUUGCUUGAAAGACUAGAAUCCUUCAUUUCAAGUGUAAGAGGGAAAGCUAUGAAGAAAUGGGUAGAGUCAAUCGCUAAGAUCAUCAAGAGGAAGAAGCAAGCUCAGGCAAAUGGAAUAAGCCAUAACAUUACCUUUGAAAGUCCACCUCCAGCAAUUGAAUGGCAUAUCAGCAAACCAGGACAGUUUGAAACAUUUGAUCUCAUGACACUUCAUCCAAUAGAAAUUGCACGUCAGCUGACACUUUUGGAGUCUGAUCUCUACAGGAAAGUUCAACCAUCUGAACUUGUAGGAAGUGUGUGGACCAAAGAAGAUAAAGAAAUAAAUUCUCCAAAUUUAUUAAAAAUGAUUCGCCAUACCACAAAUCUCACCCUCUGGUUUGAAAAAUGCAUUGUGGAAGCAGAAAAUUUUGAAGAACGGGUUGCAGUACUAAGUAGAAUUAUAGAAAUUCUGCAAGUUUUUCAAGAUUUGAAUAAUUUCAAUGGCGUAUUGGAGAUAGUCAGUGCAGUAAAUUCAGUGUCAGUAUACAGACUAGACCAUACCUUUGAGGCAUUGCAGGAAAGAAAAAGGAAAAUUUUGGAUGAAGCUGUGGAAUUAAGUCAAGAUCACUUUAAAAAAUAUCUGGUAAAACUUAAGUCAAUCAAUCCACCUUGUGUGCCUUUUUUUGGAAUAUAUUUAACAAAUAUUCUGAAGACCGAAGAAGGGAAUAAUGAUUUUUUAAAAAAGAAAGGGAAAGAUUUAAUCAAUUUCAGUAAGAGGAGGAAAGUAGCUGAAAUUACUGGAGAAAUUCAGCAGUAUCAGAAUCAGCCUUACUGUUUACGGAUAGAACCAGAUAUGAGGAGAUUCUUUGAAAACCUUAACCCCAUGGGAAAUGCGUCUGAAAAAGAAUUUACAGAUUAUUUGUUCAACAAGUCACUAGAAAUUGAACCUCGAAACUGCAAACAGCCACCUCGAUUUCCUAGAAAAUCAACUUUCUCCUUGAAAUCUCCUGGAAUAAGGCCUAACACAGGCCGACAUGGCUCUACCUCAGGUACUUUACGAGGUCACCCAACACCAUUAGAAAGAGAACCAUGUAAAAUAAGCUUUAGUCGGAUUGCUGAAACUGAGCUGGAAUCAACAGUGUCAGCACCAACUUCUCCAAAUACACCAUCUACUCCACCAGUAUCUGCUUCUUCAGACCUUAGUGUAUUUUUAGAUGUGGAUCUCAACAGCUCCUGUGGCAGCAAUAGCAUCUUUGCUCCAGUGCUUUUGCCACAUUCAAAGUCUUUCUUUAGUUCAUGUGGUAGUUUACAUAAACUAAGUGAAGAGCCCCUGAUUCCUCCUCCUCUUCCUCCUCGAAAAAAGUUUGAUCAUGAUGCUUCAAAUUCCAAGGGAAAUAUGAAAUCUGAUGAUGAUCCUCCUGCUAUUCCACCGAGACAGCCUCCUCCUCCCAAGGUAAAACCCAGAGUUCCUGUUCCUACUGGUGCAUUUGAUGGGCCUCUGCAUAGUCCACCUCCACCACCACCAAGAGAUCCUCUUCCUGAUACCCCUCCACCGGUUCCCCUUCGGCCUCCAGAACACUUUAUAAACUGUCCAUUUAAUCUUCAGCCACCUCCACUGGGGCAUCUUCACAGAGAUUCAGACUGGCUCAGAGACAUUAGUACGUGUCCAAAUUCGCCAAGCACUCCUCCUAGCACACCCUCUCCAAGGGUACCACGUCGAUGCUAUGUGCUCAGUUCUAGUCAGAAUAAUCUUGCUCAUCCGCCAGCUCCCCCUGUUCCACCAAGGCAGAAUUCAAGCCCUCAUCUGCCAAAACUGCCACCAAAGACUUACAAACGGGAGCUUUCGCACCCCCCAUUGUACAGACUGCCUUUGCUAGAAAAUGCAGAAACUCCCCAAUGACCUUAGCCAUAUGUAGUCAUUGACACUGGAAUGGUAUUUGUAAAGUUUUUUUUUAAUUUAUUCAAAAAAAGACAUAGUAUUUUAGUACUUUUUACAAAUAAUGCUCUUACAAAAAUGCUACUGAUCAAAUAAGCUUUUAAGAAUUGGAAAAAUAAAAAUACAAAAGUCCUUCACCAUUAUCCUCAGGUGAUCAGUAGCAUUGCCUUGUCUUGGAUCCUCAGUGCUGCCAAAAGGCCAGUAUAAAGAAUUUAUAUUUGCACUGUAAACUCUGCAAAAAUAUGGUUUAAAGUGACAUGAUUGCACUGAAAAGGGAUAGUGCUUUUGUGAAAUUUUUCAAAUUUGAGUAAUAGAUGCCUUUUUAAGGCAGUGAAUUUACACAAAUAUGGGAGGGGUAUAUGGUGUUACUGAUUUUUAAACCUCUUUGACCAUCUGCUAGUUUUUACUUCUAGUUUUUACAUCUAGGAGAAUUAUGAAUAACACCAACUGUUCUUAAACUCUUUAAUUCCAUGUCUUAAAUGCCGGUAUUUGCUGCUGAAGACAAAAAUGAAAAGUAGGAUGAAAAUAAUAGAAUGGCACUGUAAGUGUUUAUUAUUUUGUCAAAAUGUAAUCAAAGACUACAUAACCCAAUGAUGGAGGUAAAAAGGGCAUGUAUCUCAUUCAGAUGUGCCUUUUGUUUUUGCAGACUAUGAUGUCUUUAGCUAAUGAAUUGCCUAUUGUUAUGGAAAACAGUUAAUAUGCCAUGUAUGUACAGUUUUGUUUAUAUUGUAUAUUUAAAGAUACUGCUAAUAACCUAUAUAAAUUUAAGUGACUUGAGGCCUAUAAUACAAUCUGCUACUUUACUAAUUCAUAAAUUCAAAAAAAAUUCUAUGGCAUAGGAACCAACUGCCUUGCCUUCAAACACCUAGUAACUUUCUCUAUAAAUCUCGUGUUAACUGAAAUUUUUUUAAAAUAUAUUUUUUAGAUUGGUAAUAUUUAAACCAGCAAAUACUUAAAGCUUUAUUAAAUAUUUUAAUCAGAUAAGUGAGUAAAACUUUUAUUUGCCAUUUGGAUGCCUUUGUUCAAAGUGAUAAAGAGUGUUUUGCUGAUAGUGCUGUAGCAGCAGUUGUAAAGUAGCCAAAAGCCACGUUGUUUAUUUACUGGUCUGUGGCCUUUUACUGUGCUUUGUAUCAGAGUUCUUAACAAGAUUAAUAAAUCACCCCAGUCUUAAUUUUUAAAAGA